Messenger RNA from Pan troglodytes (chimpanzee), 849 nucleotides. RefSeq names its product bile acid receptor-like (gene NR1H5). The transcript has 6 exons. Gene Ontology annotation, molecular function: zinc ion binding; RNA polymerase II cis-regulatory region sequence-specific DNA binding; nuclear receptor activity. Bases 1 to 663 code for a protein of 220 amino acids. NCBI's taxonomy places the organism in Eukaryota, Metazoa, Chordata, Mammalia, Primates, Hominidae. Gene Ontology annotation, biological process: negative regulation of transcription by RNA polymerase II; negative regulation of inflammatory response; bile acid signaling pathway. Gene Ontology annotation, cellular component: RNA polymerase II transcription regulator complex. The record is from RefSeq and is a predicted model, not a curated record.
AUGUAUCCAAGUCACGUGGCACCAAAUGUGUCAGCAACAGAUCAUAUCCGAGUCACACAGCACCAAAGUAUACCAGUGGCGGUGAAUUUGCAUGGGUCUGCAGCAACCUCGGUUCUUGCCUCCUCAGAAGAAGGAAUUCAGCUGAAGGACAUAGGAUUGGAUCCACAGGACAGUGAUGGUGGACAGUGUGGAUUUAGUUCUCGUGAAUUAAAUAAACCCACUUAUGUGGUUGCUCAUGAUGCUGAAGAUGGAUACCCUGGAAUAAAAAGGUCCAGACCAACCUAUUCUUCCUCGAGAAAUAAGGGACAGGAAGAAUUCUGUGUAGUUUGUGGUGAUAAAGCAUCACCAUCACCGUAUCAUUAUAAUGCACUUACCUGUGAAGGUUGCAAAGGUUUGCUCACAGAAAUCCAAUGUAAAUUAAAGAGACUUCAAAAGAACUUUAAGGAGAAGAAUCAUUUUUACUCUAACAUCAAAGUGGAAGAGGAAGGAGUAGACAACAGUUUUCUAUCAUCCACCACUAGACCUGGAAAAAUGAUUCAGGAAAGCAUGGAACUAACUGAAGAGGAACAUCAGCUCAUUAAUAACAUUGUGGCUGCUCAUCAAAAAUAUACCAUUCCUUUAGAAGAAACAAAUUUCUGCAGGAACAUGCAAAUCCUGAACUGAGCUUUUUGCAACUCUCAGAGACAGCAGUCCUACACAUACGUGGGCUAAUGAAUUUUACCAAGGGGCUCCCAGGAUUUGAAAAUUUGGCCAAUGAGGAUCAAACUGCACUACAGAAGGGAUCAAAAACUGAAGUGAUAUUUCUCCAUGGGGCCCAACUUUACAGUCAGAAACAAUCAGCCUCUGAAA